UCAGUCCUCCUUUCAUCAGAACAGCACAAAGGCAAAGCCAUCGUUUUCAACAGAGGUGAUUACAGGUUUUUCAAGACUACCUAGAAGACUGUUGAUAUUGUAAACUGGCUGUAACAUUCUACUAGACCUUCAUAUUUUUACCACCUGUGAGCAGAACAUGAAGUAGGAGGAGAAGUAAUGGACAAGCAGGAAGAAAGUGAUAUUUUACAGAACUGUUUUUGCAGGACAGAUUCACAUAUGAUGCCCACAGAUACCUCCAGCUCAAGCCGACCAGUUGAUCAGUGUGGUAUAUGUGAUUCUAGAUGUCCAUCACCCGUGUUAAUGGUGUCUUGUGGGCACCGCUUCUGUUUAAGCUGCCUGGAGGGUUUCUGGCAGAAUCUUCCUAAUUGUGAAAGGCCAUGCCCCUCUUGCAAAUUGCCAAGGGAAGGAAAACCAACAGAACGCCAAAAGCCAUUACAGUGUGACUUGUGCCCACCUUGUAGCCCUUGCAUUGCCCAGUGGAGCUGUUUGACUUGUGGGGAGUCAUAUUGCCCUGACCACUUUCAGCCACACAUGCUGGAGGAAGAUAAAGCCAACCACCAAGUAUGUAAUGCAGAAAACGAAGAUGCUAGAAAGAUGGGGGAGAUGAGGAGAAGGACACGCUGGUGUCUGGAGCACAGGGAAAGGCCAUUGGAGCUCUUCUGCAAGGCAUGCAGAGUAUGUGUGUGUACACUUUGCCCCCUACUUGGAGCACACAAAGGACACCCAGUGACACUCAUACAGCAAGAAGCCACACACAAAAAGAUUCUGACAAGCAGAUGCCUGGAGCAGCUUGAUCAAAAGAGAAACCAUGUACUUGGCAACAUCCAUCAUAUUGAGCAAGCUGCCACGGAUCUCAAGGCCCACACUUUGGCAAGCAAAGAUAUGCUGACAGUGAAAUUUACAGAGCUAAGGCUGCUACUGGAUGAAGAAGAAAAAUUAGCAAAGAAAUUUAUUGAAGAUAAGGCAAAGCUGGCACUGUGGGCGUACGAAGGUCAGACAGAAUCAUGCCAUGACCAGCUGUGUGCCAUCGACAAAUUUAAAGUCCAUGUCACAAAAAUACGUCAACAGCCUGAUGCUCUACAACUCAUUCAGGAUUUCACUGCAGUUGAAAAGGAAAUAAAGAGUCAUGCAGUUCCAGCAGAACAGUUGCAUCCGGUCCCUGUCAAAUUUGAACAUGUAGAGAAAUACUACAGUGCCUUCAUAGAAAACCUCAAAUCUUCAAUCAAGGGACCACCUGCAAUCCGAAUUCAAAAAGAUGCUAUUGAUGGUCCAAGCUCAAGAUCAACCCAAAAUCCAGGAAAAUUAAUUAAAACAGCCACCUAUGGGAAUAGGUCAUCACUCUUAAAAUAUGCCAGAACACCGACUUUAGAUCUGGACACAAUGCACCCAAAACUGAGGCUCUCAGAAGACCUACUUACAGUACAGUGUGCUUGGUUAGGAAAAUUUAACGCUAAUCAUCCACCAAGGUUUGAUAAACUCAUGCAAAUUCUAAGUAGAGACUCCUACUUUUCUGGCAGUCACUAUUGGGAAGUAGACGUCCUUCAGGCAGGACAGGGAUGGUGGAUCGGAAUCACAUACCCAUCUAUACAAAGGAAAGGAGAUACAGAGUUGAGUCGUCUUGGGUGGACCAGUGGAUCAUGGUGCAUUAAAAGAUAUGAUUAUGAGUACUGGGCCUUCCACAAAGGAGAGAGGAAAGUGAUUCAUCUUACUAACCCUCCAGAAAAAAUUGGGAUUUUCCUGGACUAUGAAUCUGGAGUUCUAUCAUUUUUUGAUGUCACGUCUGGAAUGAAGCAUUUGCAUACCUUUCGAUGUAGAUUUACUGAACCUUUGCAUCCAGCUCUUCGAUUAUGGGCUGGGUCAGUUACAAUGUGUAGACUGACUUAAUACCGAGGCUAGGUUUACAUCAUGGUUUAUAUCCUCUGGUUAGUAGAGACGCUAAAAACAUAUACAAAUGAAUGCCAGUGGCACCGCUUACUUCUAUGGGUCUGUGUGCCAUGUCCAGUUCAUUUUGGACAUGGAUAACACACAGAUGAAAUACAGUUGUGUGAAUAUGCCCUGAGAUUUCUGUUUUAGGAUGGCAUUGCUGUACCUUCUGCAUUUACAAUUUUUUUUUCAUUAAUAAGAAUUCUGUUCCCUUAAAUUUAUUGAAAAAUAUGGAUUUUAUAGGUUGCAGAAGAUGUGAGGAUCUUAUAUAAUAUGUGACCCUGCUAGAGUUCUCUGUACAGCAUAUGUUUAUAUGGCUUUAACUAUCACUAAAGGUUGGUUUACCAUAAUCUUUCAGAAUAUACAUAGGCCAGUAUUUACUAAUGAGUUUGUGCCUAGACCUUGUCGUAAAAUCUGUCAAAAUUUGGCACAAUUAUCUAGCCAUGCACCAAAUGUACAGUAUUAUCCAGCAUGAGCCACUGUGAUACAUUUGGUGGAUCUUUACACUGCCUGGUCUAAGUUUAUGUCUGAACCUUCCCCUCCUAGUUCUAAUCCAAGAUGGUUGAGAUUUAAAGGGAUAGGAAAAUAAAGAGCAGGGGGCCGUAAGAGUCUAGAAUUAAGUAUGCUUUGUUCAAAUAUCAAUUUUGAGAAUGAUGUUUGCAGAUCAACGAUUUUGUAUCUUGAAUUACUUCUAGCUUAUAUGUAGGAUGUUAAUAUAUAGUAAAUGUAUGCUUCUUCUGAAAAUAGCUUUAUGCAAUAAAACAAUCCAUAAAAUAACUCCAAUCACAUAGAAGUGAGCAGAGUAAUUGUUUGUUACAUCAACGCCCAACACACACGUCAGCCAAAGUGAUCAUAUUAUUCCAUUGUUCUACACCAAUUACCCCUUAAAUAGAUGUUCCAAGACCCCUAAACAUUUUAAAAUGAAUCAAAUGACAAAGUAACUCAACUAUCCCAUAUGAAUGAUGCAGCCAGUCACUGGUCUCAGCGGUCUCAUUCGCUAGUCUGGGAUGUCUUUGAUGCAGAAAGUAGUGAUUGGCUACUGUGAUCACACAGAGAUGACACUGUUGCAGUGAUGGAAACACAGAACAGUGGGCAGCAUCAGGAGAGGGCAAGCAAACUCAUGAGUUAGUCAUCUUGUUUUUCUAUAAUAAUCCCUGUUACGAUCUAAAAUUUUGGGGGUAUUGGGAAACCCCUUCAAACAAAAAAUUACAUUUCUGCAGCCAACUAAAUGUUGGUAGAUCAUAGCAGCGAUAUAUUGCAAUCUAGGAGAGUUACAGCAAUUUGGGACUGUCUCACUGAAUCUUCACCCUUGGGUAGGCUUAGAUACAUUUUUAGAAAAAAAACAUUACC
This is a messenger RNA of Bufo bufo (common toad), 3294 nucleotides long. RefSeq names its product tripartite motif containing 14 (gene TRIM14). The record is from RefSeq and is a predicted model, not a curated record. Gene Ontology annotation, molecular function: protein binding; zinc ion binding. Bases 178 to 1905 code for a protein of 575 amino acids. The transcript has 6 exons. Lineage: Eukaryota; Metazoa; Chordata; Amphibia; Anura; Bufonidae.